This is a messenger RNA of Umbelopsis ramanniana AG, 1866 nucleotides long. RefSeq lists its product as uncharacterized. Lineage: Eukaryota; Fungi; Mucoromycota; Umbelopsidomycetes; Umbelopsidales; Umbelopsidaceae. The coding region runs from base 133 to 1689 and encodes 518 amino acids. The record is from RefSeq and is a predicted model, not a curated record. The transcript is spliced from 6 exons.
AAAGAAUUUGUCCUCAUCAUUUUUUUGUGACGGUUAUCACCGAGCGCGUUUCCAUCACGCUCAGCCCUCAAACUCGUUAUAUCUUGAUAAUAGCUCACCUGGUUCUUUUGAAAUUGGAAAUAACUAAUCUCAAUGGAGGCGCGGAGGAGAUCACUUCAAAAGCGUCGCAUCCAAAGCGAUUAUAUCUCUAAAGCAAGUCCACUGAAAAUCUCGUUCACACCAUCCGUUAGCGAAUGCAGCACACCAUCGCCAGAGUAUCAUAACGACACUCCUACACCGGGAACCGACCAGCUCGAACCUCCUGAACUUGCUCGGAGGCAUGACUCUGAUACGAACGAGAUAUACCCAUCGGCGAGCAGAGACACUCUAGACUCUUUCCUCAAUGUCGAUUCGAUUGCCCAGCCCUUUUUCAUGACGCCGCUGCCACCUUCUCCCCAUCGGCAAGGUAGUAUUAAUUCUUUCAACGCCGGUUCAGAUCAUGCUCCUGGCCGUCACACUGAAUUGCAGAGCGUCGACAAUGAAAUGGAUAUGAGCUUAACAUCAUCGAGGAACAAUGCUUCAAGUGUGGGUGAUUUGACGCCACCGCCUUCAUUAGAUCGAGGUCAAUCCCAAAAGUCAGCGUUUGUUCGAGCAGGCGAGAUCUACGAAUCAUUUCAAAUUGGUAUGGAAACACCUGAAACUCCUGCCGACUUGCCAAUACGACCUAUCGUGACGAGCACGGAUACACAGAAAUUUAAGAGGAGGAAAAUGAGCAUGUCUAAUUUACAAUCUAUUAGUGAACCGCCAAUAACACCGAGCCUGAAUUUAGCAGACGACAAUGUAUCCACCAUGCUAUCCAGUCAAGGGAACGAAGGCACGGGCGAACCGGAGAGCAUGAAUGAGCUAGAGGAUGAUCUUGCGAACACCAGCUUAAUUGAAGAUACGCAGCCUGGUAAAAUCAUGCAGCUAGAUCACAUCACAACCGGACCAGAGGCAUCUUUGCCUGCCCAAGAAACAGGGCAAAUUGAAACAGUGCAUGAAAGUACAAGUGCAAGUAUAAAUGUGGAUCGGCCAUCGUUUUCACAACCAAUAACAAGAAGAAACUAUACGAGGUCAACGGCUAGAGAUGAGCCACCAGCUGUCAAUGAGAUGACGGUUGUCGCAUCAGUGGUUGGGGAAGUUCUACUAGAGACGAUGAAGUCAACAGCAUCUGAUUCCGAAGCCAAAGCUGCUGUCAAACUAUUCAAAAAACAGGCAGAAACGAUCUUCAUUGAGCAGAUGAAUCUAUGGAAUGAAAAUGAAGCGCUGCAGAAGGAUCGGAGAACUGAAGUGAGUCAAGGGAAAAAACUUCGAGCCAAAUUACUUGAAAUUCGAACAAGACGACAGACAUUACACGCUGAAAUGGAACAUGAAAGAAGCUUAUACGAAUCCGUGGAAUAUGAUAACAAAGAGUCUCAAGGAUUGGAAGACUUGUUACAGGGCUUGCAGGAUCUUAAGGCCAAAGCGAAGUCGUCAAAGCCAGAAAUCAACGUGACAACUGACAAACACCGAACGACUUUACAAGGUGUUGUUAAAAGUCUGACAGCCCGUUGUGGUGUUAUUAACGAUAAUGGCCAUCGUCAAGGCGGAUUGUUGCAGCUCUUGCGUGAUUUUAACGAAAAGCUCGAGCUAUGGAACGAUCACCUUGGUGAUGAACGAGAGUGCGCAUAAUACGCUCUUCCCCCACUUUUAGCAUAAUGCUGGCAUGUACAUAUUCUCCUCAACUUGUAAAAUCACCUUUCCAACCUACUGUAACUUCUAUCAUUGUAUCAAGAUCAUUAUAAUUUGCAUUCAUAUAGAUUAGUAGCUGUAAUCGAUGCUCAAUACAAAGCUUUUCUUAUACAAACG